ACCCCAAGUCGCUACUCGGAACUUUGGCACGGGACUGGCAGCGCGCGAGCUCCCUCUCCAUAGGGCUUUCUAGCUCUCACAUUUUCUUCUAGGUUUCACUGACUGCUGACAGUUUGUUAGACAAGAGACAAGCUUGUUGAGAAUCCAGUACCCAGCUUUAUCUACUAUACUAAAACAAAUAUAAAUUCAUAUUUGAAGAGCUGGCAGUCCACUUUGCCAUAAUGAGGCUAUUGUUGUUGCUGCUUUUGCUCUGUGCAAGUGAAAUUCUCUGCCAGCAAGACUGUACUGGAGUGGAGUGCCCACUUCUUAAUAACUGCAUUCAGGAAGUUUUGGAAAAUGGUGCCUGUUGUGCCACUUGUCUACAAACUGGCUGUAAGUGUGAGGGUUACCAGUACUAUGACUGUAUUAGUGCUGGCUUCAGAUCUGGUCGUGUGCCUGAGGGAGAAUCAUACUUUGUGGAUUUUGGAAGUACAGAAUGCUCUUGCCCACAGGGCGGUGGGCGGAUCAGUUGCCAUUUUAUUCCAUGUCCUGAGCUUCCUGCUAACUGCAUUGAAGUGUCGGAGCCAGAGGAUGGGUGUAUUCAGUGUGAACGGAUAGGCUGUGUGUAUGAGGGGCAGAAGUAUGAAGCUGGCCAUUCAUUCCGCAUGGACCAAGUCUGCCGAGUCUGCCACUGCCCCAAUAAUGGUGGGACCUUAAUGUGUUCCCCAAUCCCAGACUGUGAUCCGGGGCAAGGCCAUAAACCCAUGCUUGCAACUACCACAGAGGAAAACACACCAUGGAGACGUCCAAAUAAAAUCCAAAAUCUUUUCAACCGUCAAGGCUCAAGGAGUCACUUCUCCAAACCUUUUCCACAGUCAUAUCGUGACAUUCUGUCUCCGUUCAAGCCAACCCCAAGUGACAUGGAUGAAGAAGAUAAUGAUGAAGAGGAGGAGGAGGACUAUGACUACCCUACUACAGAUUCCUCAAAGCAACCUCGGCAUGACCUAGCCUCUCCGGUGGAAUCCUACAUUAUCUCAGUUUCUGAUCUGGAAAACAAUCCUUCCCACCAAGGCAGGGGAACCAAGCAGGAGCUUAAACAGAGGUUUGGUAUUCAUGAAGCAACAACAGAUAGCUCAUGGUUUCCCAUAUAUGAAGUGAGGACAGAUGAAGCAAACUAUAGUAAUCAUAAAGUGAACUCUACACAAGACACUUCAGAAGUUUCUGAAGAUAAUUUUCAAGGAGCACAAAUGAGUAUUCCUAAACUUAGUGCCAAUAAAGAGAAAAUCCCCAUCUAUAGAGAUACCACACAUGAAGAACAAUUCUCUAUUUACAGAGACACCACUGCAAAGGAGAGUUUUGGCCCCUAUAAGGACAAUAGCAACACAGAGGUUCUUGAAGAAAGUGACAGAGACAGUCUGAGAAAGGCAUCGGAGAAGACCUUUAAAGAAACCACUGACAAUAAUGACUUUGAUACAUAUGAAGACACCACAUACAGUGAAAUAGUCACUGAUUCUCCAGUGACUGUAGUUCCAACUAUGCCUCAAAGUACACAGAAGACACAGAUGACAACAACAGCAUGGCAGACAACUGAGGGCAGUUUUUCACCAGAUCAGGUUUACCAUAGCACACCAGAAACUAGGGAGUUUUACAGCACGCAAAAGGAAGAGGUGAACAUAAGAGAGCAAAAUGUCUCAUUAAAUAAUGUCACAGAGAGCGACCAAAAUCAUGAGAAGGAUACAAUUCUUGACAAACAUGAAAAAUACACUCUUACCAGUUCACAAAGCACCUCAAGCAGUGACUAUGCAUUUUCAGCAGCACCUGACAGACCUUUAGAAGAGCAUGAAAUCAAACCAAAGACAAAACCAGAAUUGUAUACAAAUCAUCCUGUGAUAUUCAACCCUACCAGCCAGUCACUCUUGAGAGUGAAUGCAGAAGAUGAACAACUUCUAAAUAAACAAUCACAGAGUCUGUUUGAAAUUGCAGAAGAAGAGGAAGAAGAAGAGAAGGAGGAAAGGGAAGAGAAAGACAACACACUUAUUUCCAUUCCAAAAGCCAAUGAGGGACUAUCUGUUCUGGUCAUAGUGGAGACGUGCUGUGAAGCUGGGCAGAAAUGGGCCUCAGAGAACCAGCACUGCAACCAUCUACCUCCUGUAAUAAAAGAUGACUCGGUCUGUGGUGCUGUUCAGGAGCAAUGUUGUGCAAGUGCACUGAGAGAGAACAGAUGUUUAACUGGCAUGUAUGCUGCUAGAGCUGGUGAGGUGUGUGAAGAAAACAGCAGCUUACACUGUGUAGAGGAUACCCAAAAGGAGUGUUGCAGCUGCUGUGCACUUGGUUUGCAUCUUCGACGUGAGGGAAAGGGCUGUAAUGCACAUCAACACCUUAGCUACCCUUGUGGACACAUAUUCCUCACCUGUUGUGAGGAAGAAGAGGACAGGCAUAGCACACCUGUAUUAAAGAGAAAGGAGAGACCUAGACCUACCGCCCUACCUAAAAAAGUGGCUGACAGACCAUUCUCUAAGCAGUCUCUGUCCAUCAUGGGGUCUGAGCAUACAUCUAACUCUGUGGAGAACUUGGAGGAUAUAGAUGAGUGUGAGAGAUUUGAGGGACAACGCUGUCUUCACGUCUGCAUCAACACUUUGGGAUCCUACAAGUGUGAAUGCCACCCUGGAUAUACACUGAUGCAGGAUGGACACACUUGUUCACUCGAAAAUGCAGAGGAGGACAACAGAGUGACAGAGGAAGACAACAUGUUUACUUUGGCCACACCACCUCAAGAAACCACCCAGAUCUCCUCUGUACAAAAUCCAUGUGCAGGUAAUGGCCCAUGUUCUCAGCAGUGCUCUGCCGUGAAAGGACAGGUCCGCUGUUCCUGUUUCCCAGGAUUCUCACUGAAGUCUGAUGGACGGACAUGUGAAGAUGUGGAUGAGUGCAGCAGGGCCACACACACUUGCUCUCCCAAGGAGGUGUGUGUGAACAUGGAGGGUUCCUACAAGUGUGUGUUUCUGAAUGACAAGUGCGACGUGGGCUUUAUACACAACCAGAAUAUAGAGUGUGUGGAUGUAAACGAGUGUGUGACAAACAAACACACCUGCCAGCCCAACGAGCGCUGUGUGAACACAGUGGGAGCCUUCAUGUGCGAGAGGCAGAUUUCUUGUUCAAGUGGCUACCAACUGAGGAACAGUGUAUGUGAAGAUAUUGAUGAGUGUGCUCUGUGGACCCAUGACUGUAGCUCGGAAUUCCAGUGCCAGAACACACACGGCUCAUUCCGCUGCAGUCCGAAGCAGCAACGCUGCCUCACUGGCUUCUCUCAGGACCCUCAUGGCAACUGUAUCGACAUUGAUGAGUGCAGCAUUGUGAGAGAGCCAUGUAUGGAAGGCUUUAACUGUAUCAACACCGUGGGCUCCUACACCUGCCAGCGCAAGAUUAUAUUAUGCAGUCGAGGAUAUCACUCCAGCCCCGAUGGUACACGCUGCAUUGAUGUGGAUGAGUGUGUAUCAGGAACACACCACUGUUCUGAGGGUCAGAUCUGCCACAACCUUCCAGGGAGCUACAGAUGUGACUGCCAGACAGGCUACCAGUAUGAUGCAGUUCGCCGGGUGUGCAUUGAUGUCAACGAGUGUUGGCGCUACCCAGGGCGUCUUUGUUCUCAGACAUGUGAGAACACUGUGGGCUCCUACAAGUGCUCCUGCACCAUGGGCUUUUCCCUUGCCUUUGAUGGGAAGAAUUGUGAAGAUAUCAACGAAUGUGACAACAAUCCCUGUAGUCAGGAGUGUGCCAACAUCUAUGGCUCCUACCAGUGUUAUUGCCGUGCGGGAUACUAUUUGAAAGAGGACGGCCACACCUGUGAAGAUAUUGAUGAGUGCUCGCAAAGCAUUGGGAACAUGUGCACCUUCCAGUGUGUGAAUGUUCAAGGCAGCUACCAAUGUGCCUGCCCCCGUUAUGGCUAUUCUAUGUCACCCAAUGGACGCACAUGUCAAGACAUUGAUGAGUGUGCAACAGGAACACACAACUGCUCAACAACCCAAACAUGCUACAACAUUCAAGGAGGAUUUCGCUGCCUGUCCUUUACAUGUCCUGAGAACUACAGGAAGGUGUCAGACACACGCUGCGAGCGGAUAAGCUGCUUUGGCGCUCAGUGUCAGAACAUGCCAGUCCGCAUCACGUAUUACCAGCUUAGCUUCCAGACUAACAUCAUCAUCCCAGCGCAGAUCUUCCGAAUCGGCCCCUCUCCAGCCUAUGCAGGUGAUAGCAUCAUCAUUAGCAUCCCACGUGGAAAUGAAGAAGGUUACUUUAGCACGCGCCGUCUCAACAGCUUUACUGGAGCCGUGUACCUACAGCGUCAACCUCAUGGCCCACGUGACUUCCUCAUUGAUGUGGAGAUGAAGUUACUGCGCCAGGGCACCAUCACCACAUUCCUUACCCGCAUCUACGUCUUCAUCACAGCUCACUCUAUGUGAUGACACUUCCUGUUGCGUCACAGCUGCUUUCAUAAGGUGCUAAGUACCUGAGGGGGUUGUCAGAAUAUCUCAUUAGCUGCUUUGCUGAACAGAUUUUCAAAAGAAGCUUGUCCAAAAAGAGGUUUGAUGGUGCUUUUUUAUGUGUGUUCUGUCAUGACUUGAGACAAAAAAGGGAAUAUGCAACUUGCAUGGACUGACAGAAGUAUUUUGAUUUCCAUCUAAAUAUCUUCUAAGUAAUAAAAAUUACUCAAUGCCAGAUGUUUUUUUUUUCUCAAGCAAUUAUGAUUUCUCGAAACUUUUUCUAUAGUGUCUUAUUAUUUUUACAAAGCAAUGCUUCCUGGCAGAGGAAAAUAGUGGGGAGGAUGGAGUGGUAAAUAACAUUAAGGUUUAAGGUAAAUAAUCCUUAAUCCUUCCUCACACAGUGCUGUAUCCCUUUACUUUAGCCACUAAAAAUUGUUUCAGUCAGUUUGGGAAUAAUUACUGUAUUGUACUCUAAAAUGUAAUGAG
This is a messenger RNA of Neoarius graeffei (lesser salmon catfish), 4943 nucleotides long. It is a transcript of the gene fbln2, whose product is annotated as fibulin 2. The record is from RefSeq and is a predicted model, not a curated record. The transcript is spliced from 18 exons. The coding region runs from base 222 to 4436 and encodes 1404 amino acids. Gene Ontology annotation, molecular function: calcium ion binding. NCBI's taxonomy places the organism in Eukaryota, Metazoa, Chordata, Actinopteri, Siluriformes, Ariidae. Gene Ontology annotation, cellular component: extracellular region.